AUGACAGCCCAGCGACCAUGGCGGAGGAUGGGGCUGAAGCCCCCCGCCCCAGCGGCCCUCGGGGUGCUGCUGGCCCUGGCCCUGCUGGCCCUGGCCCACCUGCCCCCAUUGCCAGAGCGGUCCCCACCCCUGCCGCCAGCAUCAGCCCCUCCAGAACACUGUCAGGAGGUGGCUCCCCCCCUGCCCUGGGGACUAGCUCGUGGCAAAAAGUCCCCCCUGCCCCCAGCUCAGUUGCAGUGGGGCCAGCCCCCCGGCCGGAGCAGGAGGUGGCAACGGGGGGCAGCAGGGACUGCUCCCCCAUGGCUCUCUGAUGACGACCUCCAGAAGAUGCAGCUGCUGGCCAGGGGGCAGGUGAUCUCCAAAACCCGCGUCCCGGCCCAUGGGCAAGUCCUCCGAGUGGGGCUGCGGGCCCUGGGGGAUGCCGAGGGGGAAGCUUCCCCAGCCAGCCGGGAGGAGGGCUGCCAGGAUGGGCGCUGUGGGCUCAUCAAGCGCCCCAGGGACCUCUACGAGGUGCUGGCCUUCCACCUGGACAGGGUGCUGGGGCUGAACCGCAGCCUGCCCGCCGUGGCCCGGCGCUUCACCAGCCACCUCCUGCCAUACAGCUACACCAAUGGCUCCCCACGACCCGUCAUCUGGUGGGCACCUGACCUUCAGCACCUGGAGGAUGCCAACAACGACCAGAACUCCUGUGCCCUGGGGUGGCUGCAGUACCAGGAGAUGCUGCAGUCCCAUGGACUGAGGCCAGUGGCCAGGGACACUCCUUGCUCCAGCAUCCUGCCUGGCGAGUGGAGCCGUCUGGCCCUCUUUGACUUUCUCCUCCAGGUUCAUGACCGCCUGGAUCGCUACUGCUGUGGGUUUCAGCCUGAUCCCUCUGAGCCCUGCGUGGAGGAGAUGCUCCAUGAGAAGUGCCGAAACCCGGCGGAGCUGGUCUUGGUCCACAUCCUGGUGCGGAAGAGCAUGCCGUCCCGCCUGGUGUUCAUCGACAACGCAGGCAGGCCACAGCACCCUGAGGAGAAGCUCAACUUCAGGCUCCUGCAAGGCAUAGACAGCUUCCCGGACGCAGCAGUGGCCACGCUGCGGUCAGGCAGGUUGCAGAGCCUUCUGCUGGAGUCCCUACGCCUGGAUCAGGAGCUGUGGGAGAGCCAGGGUGGUGCUGAGGGCCUGAGGCCCCUUCUUCGGACCAUUGACAGGCGGGCACGAGUCCUGCUGCAGUACAUCCAGGAGCACAACCUGACCGAGUUCAGGGACUCGCUGAGCUGAGCCGACCUCCGGCCAGGCAUGGUGCCUCCCUGGCAAACUCCAGUGAUGAUGGAUGGACGGACCUCACACCCUCAGCCUGGGUGAUGCAAGACUGCGUGCAGGUGCUUACCUCUCCAAACGGUGUGUAUGUGUGUCCCUGCCUUGCAGGGUGCACUGGAAAAGGAGACAGGAUGGCAGGGAGUAGGGAAGCAGAGGAGGAGAUGUCUCCUGACACAACCCACAACUGCUUGAGAAAGCCGUGAAGCAACGUUUAUCAAGACACGGUCUCAGGGUGGAUUAUCCAAGGGGGAAUACCCAUGAGAGUUUUUUAGUGCCUUCAUACUUCCAGUAACUUUGAAAACCAGAGUCUUGGACUACUGAACAGCUUAUGGGGACCCUGGGAAGGGUUAAUGAAGCGGUGAGAGGCACUGUUCAAGGCUGAGGGAAAUCACUGGCAGCCUUUUCAUGGUUUGCACUGGGCUCUUUGAUGAUGCCUUGGCUGUUUCCAAAACAUUACAAGCAGAGAGGCUGGAGCAGCCAGGGGGACGGCAGAGGAGAACUUUCUAAGUGGAUUAAGCAGGGACAAGUCACCUGAGUCAAGCUGUGCUCAGUCUUACCCCCACAGAGGAGGUGAGGUGUGCCUGGCAGUGGAUGUAAACCACUGCCCAAAGCCAGGCUCAGGCAGGACCUGGAUCACAGGCAUUACCCAGCAGCAGCUGCCAUCACAGAGCCCACGGUGCUGUCCCCAUGGGUGGUGCACUGUGCCUGUGCUGCUGCCAAGGUGCUUUUUGAUUGGGGGAUUUGAAGGGAAUUUGAAUGUGGGAUUUCAAUCUCCCGCUCACUCUUUCUCUUCACUGUCAGGGGAUUAAAAGUCAUACCUGCCAUGAGCUCUGCCACUUGUGAGAAAGCAUGCCUGCCUGCUCUCUGCAGCAGGGCUGUGCAAAACUCUUCCCAAGGCUUGCAGAAGAAAUCUUGUAACAAAAAUGCCAAGCUAUUUCAGCAGAAGGCAACUGAGUGCAAAAUGCUUUCUGAGCAUGCUGGCACCUCCAGCAGAGUCCUUCUCAACCCUCUCACCUCUGCAUGCUCUGGCCCCGCAGCAUUCCAGCCAGGCAAGUCCUCAGG
Apus apus (common swift) is the source of this 2361-nucleotide messenger RNA. RefSeq names its product golgi associated kinase 1A (gene GASK1A). The coding region runs from base 1 to 1260 and encodes 419 amino acids. Gene Ontology annotation, cellular component: Golgi apparatus. The transcript is spliced from 5 exons. Lineage: Eukaryota; Metazoa; Chordata; Aves; Apodiformes; Apodidae. The record is from RefSeq and is a predicted model, not a curated record.